Arabidopsis thaliana (thale cress) is the source of this 1371-nucleotide messenger RNA. Its product is annotated as F-box and associated interaction domains-containing protein. The coding region runs from base 22 to 1170 and encodes 382 amino acids. The record is from RefSeq and is marked reviewed. The transcript has a single exon. NCBI's taxonomy places the organism in Eukaryota, Viridiplantae, Streptophyta, Magnoliopsida, Brassicales, Brassicaceae.
GACUGAAAACAAACGACCCUAAUGGCUCAUGAGGAGAAGCGCCCAUGGGAGUUUUCUUUAUCUCUUCCAUGGGAGUUGAUUGAAGAGAUACUCUCUCGUGUCCCACCAGAAUCUCUUCUUCGCUUCAAAACCGUAUCGAAACAAUGGAACGCUCUCUUCCGCGAUAAGACGUUCAUCAAUAACCACAAGAUGACGUUUCGAUUCAUCUUAGCAACCAAAUCCAAGAUUUAUUCGGUAAGCAUCGAUCCCAAGAUAGUUGUGCGUGAGUUAACCUUAGAUAUUCCCGGUUUAGAAUCUCAUGAGAUACCUAAAAAAUUGGUUGAUUGCGAUAAGUUAUUACUAUGUGACAUGGAGAAAGGAGUUGUGCUUUGGAACCCGUGGCUGAGACAUAGUACAUGGAUCGACCAGGGUUCAAACCACACUCGAAUGGAGUCUUAUGGCAUAGGAUACAACAAUAAGGGGAGUUACAAGAUCUUUGCUUUUUGUGAUCGGAAGGAAAACCACACCCAGAGAUUGUUGACAAUCCAUGACUCUGCCUCUGAUGCGUGGAAAGACCGCGAGCCUAUUGAUAAUAGUCAGGGAAAACAAAUUGUUCAUAACAUAUACACUAAAAUUAGUGGUGUAUCAUUGAAUGGAAAUUUGUAUUUGGUUACUUAUUUUGAAACGACUGAUCUCGUGUACCACCUAAUUGAAAUCAAUUCUUCGAGCGAAAGCGUCGUGAAGUUUUGUGAUCUACCAUGUGGGACGUCGAACUUUCUUAAGGAUGCUUUCGUCCUUAGGGUUUUCGAGGGAGAUCGAUUUUCAUUGUUAAAGCAAUGCCAUGCAACAAAGAAGAUUGAGAUUUGGGUGAGCAAGUACAAGAUUAAUAAUAAUCUUGAUAGAGAUGUGGAAUGGAUAAAGUUCAUGGAAGUUUCAAGUCCUAACUUGCCGGAUUUAGUAGAUGGAUUCGACUCUCAGCCAAGUUACUUUAUUGAAGAUAAAAGGCUCGUCGUGUGCUCGUGCAACGAAACUGGUCGGGCUUGGAUCUAUGUUUUCGGAGAAAAUAAGUUGAUCAGUAAAACUCAAAUUGAUUCUGUGGUGGAUCUUUGGCCUUCACACUGGACCUUUAUUCCCAGUUUGGUACCGGUUCCUCGAGCUCAAAGAGAAGAACCAGCAGAAUUACAAGUUUGAUUUUAGUUACAUUUUAGCUUCUUGUUUGGUUGUUGAGGAAGCUAAAUUUUAUUUGGAUUUCAGUAUUUUUAUUCACAAACCAUCUUCUUUGUUGCUGAUAAUUGAUUAAUCUCCCUUUCUUUGUUUUGUAGCUUCUUUUGGCAAAAUAAAUUCUUAAUAAUGUAUCCUUUAGAUAAAUCUAGAGAGAAUGUUUAAGGACUC